Molecule: messenger RNA, 5700 nt
Organism: Symbiodinium sp. CCMP2592
Lineage: Eukaryota; Dinophyceae; Suessiales; Symbiodiniaceae
Source: the annotation of a GenBank genome assembly
AUGCCAAAGAAUGCGUUGUCCACUACAGAGUCUCUCUGCACUUGCUCUUGUGAUGAGAAAAAUGGAAUUUCGACACGUCUCGCGCUUCACAGAGACACUUGCCAAUUUGUCAUCGUGCAUCUGAGUACCGGUGCUCGGCAGGCAUUGAACGACCUGCUGCCCACGCCAGCGAAGUCCCACUACCUCUUCAAUUUGCGUGACAUCUGGAAGGUCUUCCUUGGUCUUUGCAGUCUCAGCUCCAAGAAGUCCAACAAUCCCCUGACCGUGACCCGUUGCUGGGCUCAUGAGAUCCAGCGAGUCUUCGGGGACCGACUGACGGACAACCAAGACCUGCAAUGGAUGAAGACGCAGGUCGAGGGCGCGGUGAGCCAGGAUCUUGAGCAGAAGCUCGAAGUUAUCUUCAACAAGGAGCGCCUGAUCUUUGCAUCUUUCCUGACGCAGGAGGUGGAGAAUCGGACGUAUGACGAGAUCACAGACAUGCAGGCCAUGAAGCAGGCAAUCGAAGAAUAUCUGGAAGACUACAAUCAGGUAUUCUCGAUCACCAUGCCACUUGUCAUGUUCCUUGAUGCCUGCGAACACUGCGCGCGGAUUUGCCGUGUCCUGAGCCAGCCCAACGGCAACGUCCUCUUGCUCGGGGUUGGUGGAAGUGGACGGCAAAGCCUGACACGCCUGUCAGCGUACAUGAAUGAAGCAGACUGCUUCCAGAUUGAGGUGGCGAAAGGCUAUGGAAUGACGGAGUUCAAAGACGACGUCAAGAAGUGCCUGAUGAAAUGCGGCGUGGAGGACAAGGUUCAGAUCUUCUUGUUCUGUGACACCCAGAUUGUCAAGGAAGACUUUGUCGAGGCCAUCAACAAUGUCCUGAACAGCGGCGAUGUGCCAAAUCUCUACGCCAAUGAAGAUUUCGAAGCCAUCUCCACAUCCUGCCGCCAGCUCUGCCAGUCCAUGGGAAUGCAGCCCACAAAGGCAAACCUCUUCAGUGCCUAUCUGAGUCGGGUGAAGAAGAACGUCCACGUGACACUGGCUUUCUCUCCUGUUGGCGACAGCUUCAGAAAUCGUUUGCGAAGCUUUCCAUCGCUGGUCAACUGCUGCACAAUUGAUUGGUUCCACGAGUGGCCCGCCGAAGCGCUCUACUCUGUGGCGAAGCAGCAGAUCACCGGGCAGAGCGUUGAGCUUCCCAACCUCGAGGGCUCCUUGAAGAUGUUCCAGACCAUCCACCAGAGUGUGGAAACAUCCUCCAGGAGCUUCCUGAAAGCGACCAAUCGCCACGUUUAUGUCACGCCAACCUCCUUCCUAGAGUUGCUGAACAGCUUCGUCGGCAUUCUUGCGGACAAGCGCAAGCAGGUUGGUAUGCUGCAGCACAGAUAUAGCGUUGGUUUGGGCAAGAUCGGCGAUGCCGAAGAGCAAGUCGCAGGACUUCAGCAGAUGCUGGUUGACAAGAAGCCUAUGCUGGAGAAGACGCAGAAGGAAGUCGGCGAGAUGAUGGUGGUGAUCACGAAGGACAAAGGGGAGGCUGAAGAAGUGAGCAAGGCUGUUGCAGCGGAAGAGGCUGCCGCGUCAGUGAAGGCCGAGGAAACCCAAGCCAUCAAGGACGAUGCCCAGCGAGAUUUGGACGAGGCUUUGCCGGCCUUGGACCAAGCGGUGGAGUGCUUGAGGAAGCUGAAGAAGGAGCACAUCCAGGAAGUCAAGGCGCUUGCAAAUCCACCUGCUGGUGUACGACUCGCGUGCGAAGGCGUGUGCAUCAUGUUUCAGCUGAAGCCAGUGAAGAAGCCUGACCCGAGCAAUCCUUCGAAAAAGAUCGAGGAUUACUGGGAAACGUCGCAGAAGCAGGUCCUCGUGGAUGCAAAGAAGCUCCUGGAAGACCUCAUGGACUUCGACAAGGACAACAUCCCCGACAAGGUCAUCCAGACGAUCGGGCCCUACAUCGACAGAGAGGACUUCGACCCUGCAGCAAUCAAGAAGGCCUCCAUCGCCUGCGAGGCCUUGUGUUUGUGGGUCCGAGCGAUGUACAAGUACCACUUCGUCGCCAAAGCCGUCGAGCCCAAGCGCAAGCUCCUCAAACAGGCCGAAGCCGAACUUGCAGAAUGCCAGGAGAAGCUGGAUGCCGCCCAGUCCCAGCUACGACAAGUGCAGAACAAAAUCGCCGCCCUGGAGGCCGAUUUCAAUGGAGCAGUGGAGAAGCAGAAGGAGCUCCAGGAUGACAUGAAUCUCUGCGAGGUGAAGUUGCAACGAGCGCACAAGUUGAUUGGUGGCCUCGGCGGAGAGAAAGCACGAUGGGGACAGAAUGUUCAGGACCUCAACGCACAGUUGGGACUCUUGCCUGGUGAUUGCAUCGUGGCUGCUGGCAUGGUCUCCUACGCGGGGCCCUUCACCUCGCAGGUCCGAAGCGACUGCGAGGAACUCUGGCGAAAGGAGUUGACGGAGCUGGAGAUGGCCCACACCAAAGGAUGCAGCAUGUCAACCGUGCUCGGGGAUCCGGUCAAGAUCCAGCAGUGGGUGGUCUGCUCCUUGCCGAACGACCAGCUUUCCAUCGAAAACGGUAUCAUCAUCGACCGUGCCAGGCGCUGGCCCCUGAUGAUCGACCCACAGCGACAGGCCAACAAGUACAUCAAGAACAUGGGCAAGGACACCGAAACGGGGAUCGAUGUGUGCAAGCUCAGCGAGAAGAACUUCUUGCGAACGUUGGAGCUUGGCAUCCAAUUCGGAAAGUGGAUCUUGCUGGAGAACAUUGGCAUCAGCCUCGACCCCGCUUUGGAACCAGUGCUCGGCCAGCAGAAGGUCAAGGAUGGUUCCGGCUACGUUAUCAAGCUCGGUGACAAGUCCGUCACAUACACAGAGACUUUCAAGUUCUUCAUGACAACGACUUUGCCGAAUCCACACUACUCGCCAGAAACCUCGGUCAAGGUGACUCUGCUCAACUUCGCUAUCACGCCGAGUGGACUCGAGGACCAGAUGCUGGGAAUUGUGGUGGCAAAAGAACGUCCGGAUCUCGAAGAAGAGAAGAACAACCUCGUUGUCCAGAAUGCCAAGAACAACAAGAUCUUGAAAGACAUUGAGGAUGAUAUCCUUCGGCUGCUGGCCACGAGCGAGGGCGAUGUGCUGGAAGACGACACCUUGGUUGACAAGGUGACAGACUCCAAAGCGGUCUCUGACGAUAUCAACGAAAAGAAGAAGGUGGCAGAGGUGACGGAGAAGAACAUCGAUGCGGCACGCGAGAGCUAUCGACCCGUGGCCUUCCGGACUGCUGUGCUGUUCUUCUGCAUCGUCGAGCUGACGAACAUUGACCCCAUGUACCAGUAUAGCCUGCAGUGGUUCCAAAAGCUUUUCACGAUAGCCAUUGAUACCUCUCCGAAAUCAGAAGACUUUGAAGAGCGCUUGGGGAUAUUGAAGAGCUUCUUCACGGAGGCAUUGUAUCAGUCCAUCUGCCGUGGCCUCUUCGAGAAGGACAAGACGCUUUUCUCCUUCGCCCUCUGCACCAGCAUUCUGCGAGGCGACAAGCUCUUGGAUGACUCAGAGCUGCGAUUCUUGCUGGUCGGUCCGACGGCAGACCUGGUGGAGAAAGGGCCGCCGAUUCCAGAGGAGUGGGUCGGGAAACCGCGUUGGAACGAGAUCCUCACACUGUCGACCCUUCCAGCUUUCGCCGGUUUCUCGGACUACUUUGCUUCGCAUGUGUCAGACUUCAAGAAGCUCUACGACUCUGUGGAAGCUGACAAAGAGCCGCUGCCGGGGGAGUGGGACGCCAAACUUACACCCAUGCAGAAGAUGUGCUUCAUCCGGGCCAUGCGCAUUGACUGCUUGAAAUCAUCGGUGAUCACAUUCAUCUCGCAUCAGAUCGGUCAAGCGUUUGUGGAGCCACCCACCUUUGACAUCAGCAAAUCCUUCGCCGACUCGGUGAACACGACACCUUUGAUCUUCAUUCUGUCGCCAGGCACAGAUCCAGUCUCAGACGUCAUUGCCUUCGCUGACAAGCUUGGCAUGCUGAAGCGCUUUGAGUCGAUUUCCUUGGGGCAGGGGCAAGGGCCCAAGGCCAUGAAGCUCAUCGAGAAUGCUCAGGGCAGUGGUGGAUGGGUUUUGCUUUCAAACUGUCACCUGAUGGAGUCUUGGAUGCCCACCUUGGAGGCUGUCGUGGAGCAGUUCAACCCCGACAACAUGCAGACCAGCUUCCGUCUCUGGCUCACAUCUAUGCCGGCCAAGUCCUUCCCGGUGCAGGUGCUGCAGAAUGGAGUCAAGAUGACGAACGAGCCGCCCUCUGGCUUGCGGGCCAACUUGCUUCGUUCAUACUCCGCGCUGUCUGACGAACUCUUCAAGGAGUCUAAUAAGCCGGAGAUCUUCAAGACACUGCUCUUCGGCUUCUGCUUCUUCCAUGCGGUUGUCCAGGACAGGCGUAAGUUUGGGCCGAUAGGCUGGAACAUCGCUUAUGGCUUCACACCGGAAGAUCUGCAAGUCUGUCGGCAGCAGCUCAUGCUCUUCGUCAACCAGUACGAGCAGGUGCCUUACAAAGUCUUGAACUUCCUCGGGGCAAAGAUCAACUAUGGAGGUCGUGUGACUGAUGACAAGGAUAAGCUGUUGAUCUCGACGAUCCUUCAGACCUUCAUCUGUCCAGAGUCGGUGGAGCAAAAGGAUGGUUACAAGUAUUCCACGAGCGGCCUCUACUACGCCCCAGCUGCAGAAACGAUGGAAGAGUUCAUCACCUACAUUAAAGGUUUGCCUCUGUAUCCCAUGCCCGAAGCGUUUGGCCUGCACGAGAAUUGCAACAUCACUUGCGCCCAAGACGAAGCAUUGAAGCUUCUGACAGGGAUGCAAAGUAUGGUGUCCUUGAGCUCUGGUGGUGGCGAGGGAGGGUCUGCAGAUUCAGUAAUGGAUGACACGGCAGCAUCAAUUCAAGAUCGGCUGCCGAAGCCAUUCCCUUUGGAUGUCUGCGAAACAAAAUUCCCGACACUGUAUGAAGAGUCCAUGAACACUGUGGUCAAGCAAGAGUGCCUUCGAUACAACAAGCUGAUCUGGUCGAUGACAAGCUCUCUGAAAGAUUUCCGGAAAGCCAUCAAAGGACUUAUCGUGAUGACUGCCGAGCUGGAAGCUGCUGGCAAGUCCUUGUUUGUCAACGAGGUCCCCGAAAUGUGGUCCAAGAAAGGUCCUUUGUCCUUGAAACCCCUGAGCAGCUGGUACUUGGACAUUCUUGCACGCGUUGGGUUCUUCCAGAUGUGGUUCGAUCUGGGACAUGCGCCACCCGUCUUCUGGAUCAGUGGCAUCUUCUUCCCACAAGCGUUUUUCACGGGAGCGAUGCAAAACUUUGCCCGGAAAUAUGGGGAGGAGAUUGACCUGCUCUCCUUCAGCCAGCACACUAUGGAUCAGAUCAGCGAUGCCCCGGCACAACUGACCACGCCUCCCGACGAUGGGGUCUAUGUUUACGGCAUCUUCCUGGAGGGCGCGCGUUUCGACAACACGACCCACCAGCUCGAGGAGUCCCGUCCGAAGGAGCUCUUCACCGAUCUGCCGCCGCUGCAGUUUCUGCCUGUCAAGAAUCGUGUUCCUAACGCCUCAGACUAUCGGUGCCCAUGCUACAAGGUGGUAUCGCGGAAGGGAACUCUGCUGACAACAGGGCACUCGACAAACUUCGUGCUGUAUAUCGAGGUGAAGACGGACCAGGUCGUAGACAAAUGGAUCAAGGCAGGCGUGGCCGCUUUCCUGGCACUGAAGUACUGA